CAUAAAAAACUAAUACCUUAUGCCAGGUCACAAUAAUAAACCAGGAAACACCUUACACAGAUGUCAGCUUCAGAGACUAUUGACAUUCCUAAAAAAGUUGAUGAUGAAAAUUUUCGAAGUCUUCUGUCAGAUGUGUCUAAUUGGUUUGACGAGGGUAUGUGUGUCAGCAUGUUAAAGGUUUUAUACAGUGACCAUGUACAAAAUCAUUUUGAAUUACAUAAUUGUUCUAAAACAAGGGACAUCAUUGGGUUGCUGAUACGUGCUGGACAUCUGACUCCAAACGAUCUCACUCUUCUCUAUGAAACUAUUAAGUUAACGCAACAAUUUGGUCUGGAACAGUUAAUUAAAAAUCGACAUCCAUCAUUCCCAGUACCAAAUAAUAUUACCGUAAUCACAAAAUUCACACUUCAUCGGCAAAAACUUGUAAAUCUUGGAAUGGUACUGAUUUCAAAUGAAAUAGAACAGAUUGGUGGACUGUAUAGUGCUGAAGAAGAACACACAACUGACAGCUGGAAUUUGAUUAUGUAUCUAGAGCAGAGAAUGGUAAUUUGUGAAGGAAAGAUGGAAGCAUUCAUUAAAAACUUGAAAAAACAUAAACAUAAAAGGGCAGAAAAAGUUCUAACAGAAGAUGCGAGUGCUCAUGGCAAUCCAAUGAAGCAGUCACCAAUGCAAACCAAAGUAGCAAAGAAUGUGCGAUCUACGAAACCUUUACAGGCUGCUUCACUGCAACAAGGUGACCUUGGUGAUGUAACAAAAGUGAGGGCAGUAGGAGUUUCUAAACUAGAUGUGAGAGCUGAUGGUAAACCAAAGGAACAGUUACCAAUCCAAAUCAAAGUAGAAAGGGAUGGAUUAGUAAGAACUAUUCAAACAAACAACAAAGAGGUCAAAGAUGUAGUUACGUUUGAAGACGAUUGCUUACUGGUUUCAACUAAUGAAAAUUUAAUUUACAAGUACAAACAAUCAGGAGAAGAUAAUGGUAAAGUUACACUACCAAAGGUGUGAAAAUUACUAAUAUGUGCAAAAUGAAGAAUGGUAACAUAGCAUUUGUAGAUAGUCAAAACAAAUGUAUUAAUUUAUUUACAAUUAUAUACAUAGCAAAGUGAUCAAAUCAAUUGGUCAGGGAGUAUUGAAGGAAUAUAUAUAUGGUAUCCAUGUGGAUGAGGAAGUAAAUGUUGUGUAUGUAGGAGAAUGGAAUA
This is a messenger RNA of Anneissia japonica, 1196 nucleotides long. RefSeq lists its product as uncharacterized. The record is from RefSeq and is a predicted model, not a curated record. NCBI's taxonomy places the organism in Eukaryota, Metazoa, Echinodermata, Crinoidea, Comatulida, Comatulidae. The transcript has 3 exons. Gene Ontology annotation, molecular function: protein binding. Gene Ontology annotation, biological process: regulation of apoptotic process. Bases 61 to 1002 code for a protein of 313 amino acids.